GUGUGCGUAAUUCUUAGUUCAUGUACUCGAUGAAUUGAUCAUAUGGAUAUGCAUGCAAGACUAAAGAGCAUAUUUUAACUUUUCAUCCUCCUGCACUUCAUCUCCGGCUCGCGUGCGAGUUGCUGAUUGGUAUCAGUAGAAAGAUCUGAUGAUGUCACCUGGCAGAUCAGCCGCGUGAGUAUUACCGAUGACACCUCUGCGGGCUCUCACGAUCUCCGCUCGGUUGCAGCGGAGUUCUUUGGACCUAGUGCUGACUCGAUCGCUUGUUCAAGUUGGCGCACUCUUGAGUGUCAAGGAGGUUUAGUUCGAGUCAAUCGAUUGCUCACGGAGGGCAAACAAUCGUUACUGCGUAGCACACAGACCCGCAGUAGUGACUGUCACAGAGUAUCUCAGCACGCGAACUACUUUACGUCGCGCAUCCAUGGUGCGCAAAAUAUUCAAUAAUUUACAGAGUCUCCUGAGCUCUCCCAAGAAAACAUUUGCCAAAAUACUUGACUGGACUAGUGGUGUGCGUUGACCUAUCAAUGACCCCGCGACUCUGUUACAGAGGGAACGCAUUUCGCUGCGCAUGGCUGGCGUUACUGCCCCGCUCUUUCAAAUAAUGGUUCUCUGCAUUCGGGUCCAUGUUCAUCGCCGUUGCUGCGCCCCGUGUGCCGAUGAGAGGGUGCGUAUCUGACUCCAUUCCGACGUAAUCGUACGCAAACUCGCCCAUGUCGGACUCGUCGAUGCCGAGGACCUCCGUUUCUUCGGAGACGCGCAGUCGCAGGCCUGGUAUGUAGUGCAUCACCCACAGGAUCGCCGUCUGGAGUGUCGUUAGCUAUAUGUGCCAAGCAGCCGGGCAGCGGAGGAGGUGCUUACCGUCAUGACGAAGGAGUAUCCCAAACCGGCUGCAGAGUCGGCGACGUGCCAUGCGAGCUGGACAUAGUGCCUGUCGAGCCAUCCACCGGGAAUGUCCGUGAACCCGUCGUAAUGCGCCACGCUCUUCUGCGCAAAGAACGCCGUGAGGAUGUUUCCCACGACACCGCCAACAGCGUGCGAGGCGAACACAUCGAGCGAGUCGUCGUAUCCAGCGAAGAACUUGAUCUGGGUCGCAAAGUUGCAUAGUGUGCCGGCCAUGAAGCCAAACAGAACAGAGGCCGCUGCAGGCAGUGAGCAUUGGGACGGCGCCCUAGUGACUCGAUCACUCACGAGAGCCAACGAAGCCAGAGCCGGGCGUGAUGGCCACCAAGCCGGCAAUAGCACCGGAGCAGAAACCGACCGCAGACCACUUCUUCUCGAUACGGUAGUCCCAGGCCAUCCACGUCAAUCCGCCGACACUGGCUGCCAAGUUGGUCACAAUACACGCACUGGCCGCGCGCAGAUUCGCCGACAACGCGCUGCCCCCGUUGAACCCAAACCAGCCAAACCACAGGAAGAUCGUGCCGAGGAUGACAUAGGUCGUGUUGUGGGGCUUGUACGCUAGCGCCUCGGUGCCGUAGCCCCGACGCUUGCCGAGGUAGACCGAGAUCGCGAGGGCGGCCGUUCCGGAGGAUAUGUGCACUGGGGUGCCGCCGGCAAAGUCGUACGAUCCAUGCUUGAAUGACCAGCCGUUGGAGUUCCAUGUCCAGCAUGCGAUGGGAUCGUAGACGAGCGUGGCCCAUGCGAAAACGAAAAAGAGGAGUGGGCCCAGGUGAGCUCGUUCGGCGAAGCCGCCCACGGCGAGCAUUGGUCUGGGGGGUGUUACAUGACUCGAACGUGGGCAGCGAAAGAAUCCACAUACGUAAUUGCAGCAAACAUGAGCUGGUACACACAGAAAACGAUCGAGGGUAUCUUGGUGCUGCCGAUCGAGGGCUUUUCGAGCACAUCCCGCAGCGCAAAGUGUUCUGCACCGGUCAGCCAGAGUGCCGAAAACGACGGACGCGGGGGCGGACUCACUCAAGUCUCCGAUGAACAUAUUCGCGCCCUCACUGAACGUGAGCGAGAAUCCCCAGAGCCACCACUGGAACGAGACGACCGCGAUCGUCAUCAUGCUGAGAUAGAUCAUCGACAGCGCGUUCUUGCGUCUGCGGCAAGCCUGCAUCAGACGCGACCGCUGAAACGUGCGCUAAAGACGCACCGCAGGAGACCCGAAUAGAAAAACCCGACACCCGGUACCAUGAUCCACACGAGCGCAGUAGAGGCAAGCACCCAUGCGAUGUCCCCCAUGUUGUAAACGAAUGUCGUGUUCGCAUCUUGGGCGUAAACCAGGUCCCCUGCUGCAGACGCGAAAGCCACCAGGUGUGAGCGGGUGCCAGUCGAUACGCAUACUACUACUGCUGCUACUACUACUCACACGCAUCGUAAGAGAUGUUGGCCGCCAUUGUCAAGGGGGGAUGGACGAAGAGAAGAUGGGGGGAAGAAAGGAUGUGAGACGUGCGGGAGGUCGAUCUUGUAGCAUCGCGUCCUGCUGCUUAACAGGGCCGCGGAAAGAUACCCGAACAAGCAAGGGAGCUUUCACACCCAUCAGUAGAUGUCACGGUUCGAGAUCCUUCGCGAACGCCGGACUGGUGCGCUGCCGCUGCGGAGGCUCCCUCGCGUUGUCCCAUGGCCUAAGCAAGCGUCAGUUAGCAUGUUCGCCUAGCGCGCGUUUCCACUAAUAAGCUCGGGCUGUAUUGGAGGACACGUACGCAGCAUGAGGUGUGUAGGACUUCAAUCAGCCUGGGAACUUGAUGGUUCGAGAAGAGUGUGCGCUGCUCGUCAAAGAUGGGACUCGCGAGAUGUCAUAUGGCCCAUGGAUCGGAAUGUUGGGCAUCCAGGUGUAUGCCAGUAUGACCCUGUCACCUCGACUUCAAGAGCGACUGGAGCUAGAACGUGAUACCGAUGAGCACUGUGCAUUGGAUCUGACACAGUAGUCUGGUUCAUCGUCAUGAGCAGGCAUGUGGAUGAUGCAAGUUUUGUGCAGGUUUGAGACUUGAAUAGAAAGAAACUCGGAUCAGAAAAAAAAUGAUGCGGUGCGCGUCAGCGACAGUGGUUUCCUCCAUCCCCAUCCUUUCAUUCGAAUUAGAUCCAGAGCGACGAGCGGGCACUGCUCUACCGUGAGCUUUUCUGGGAACCUCAAGUCGCCAACUUGUGGCGUAUCGUCAAGUGACGCGUCAAGGUGGCAUUUCACGGCGCGCAAUCAUUGGCCCUGGCCCGUUCUGGGGCAGUACCUGUGUAUGACACCGCUCGCCCCUUCCAACCCUCCCUUCGUCCGUGCGCUUCUAUACCGCAGCUGCUUUGGGAAGUGCUAUCGCUCGACGGACGCAUCAUGUGCCAUGAGAUCGUUCACACGCCGUGGGAUCGCUAACAGGGACGGUCGGUCAACUGCCCGUCAACGCACAUAAGACCCGUACCGCGCUCGCUACGUAUUUGCCGAGUUUGGAUCUCGCCCGUGAAGCUGCUGCUAUUCAUUGCCGUGGAACGACUACGAGCGUCGCUGGGGCACCGAGGAGCCACCCGCUAGCCAAUCCGAGGAUCCGGACUAUCCUGCCUUGCGCGACUGGGGGAUAUGAACAGGAAGCCAACGCCCUUCUACGUCCCUGAAGCCCUCGCCAAACCCUCGAAUACGUCCCAUCUGCGCUAAGCCGGGCCUAUCUGCGCAGUUCUGGCCGCUGAUAUCACGGCCUGGUCCACGCCUCCGUCUAUUCUACGUACGGAAAUCGUUGAGACGUUCCUCCGAUGCGUCAAAUAAGCUGCUGUGUGGAUGGACAGCAGAAGACCCGGCGUACAGGCGUUGCUGCAUCUAUCAUGGACCGUGAUGGUGGCCCGGCGUCCAAGUCAGUUGUCGGUGUCCUGUCUCGUCGGAUAUCUGCAUACAUAGAGUCUUGAGCUGCUGCAAGUCAAGGGCAGAUAGCCAUCGGCUUCUUUUCCAGCAGCCUGAGCCUGAGCCAAAGUCGGCCACAGCGUUGCUAAAAAAGCGAUGCCAAUCUGGCUCCAGCCUUACGCAACGCAACGCAAGUCAAGCCACCGCCAUGGAUCGGCAAGGCCUGGCAAGACGUACUGCAGUGACUGACAUGAGCACUGGAGAUAGGCACCGGAUCAGGCCGUCUGGCUGUUUCGUACUCUUGUUCUCUCUUUAGCAUAUCUCCCGGCACUUCGCAGAGUCCGAUAGAAUAUGCACACCCUUCGCAGAAAUGACAGUGCGAAUGUUUUCGUCAGCGUGAAUUGUCACGGCGGGCGGCCUCCGGCUAGACACGCAGGCAAAGGGCAAAGCAGGGCGUCGGUUCUGCUGUCGGUUCUUAGUUGCAGAAGCCACAAUCUAUCGAGAAUUGUUAAAUGCAUAAAGUUUGCUGAUGCCUGACAUAUUCGACAUCGAGAACAUAGUUGGAAGGGCGCCGUCUGAUGCUUCUACGAGCGUCUUGACUUGAUCGGCGCACAGCUCAGCCACAUGCUGGAAGUUCUGGUGCUAGUUAUCGCUCGUCGACUUUCUGGGCGACAAGCCAUGGGGCCGCUGUCGGAAGCGAGUCGGAUCGCAGGCCCAUGCCCUGUGGGAAAGGGAAUGGGACUGGAUCUUGCACCUGUCGGAUAUAAUCCUCGCGCGUCGCACUUCGCCAUAGAGUCCUCUGUUCUCCCCCUCCCGCAACACGUCGUCCAGCAUCACACACCCUCGCGUCGCGUGUGUGCGUAGCUGCUGUUACACAGCGGGAAGGCUAUAAUGUCAAGUAGAGCUGCCUCAGGGCGUAAAAGGCUGCGACCGCCACAGAUAGCUGCCCAGCCGUCCUUGGCACCACUUCUCGAGACGGCCGUAGACUCGUCUGAAGCGCACCCCGACGAGCUCGCGAGCUCAGCUCGGCCUGUGCACCCUCCCACGCCUGCCCCAUCGAUACGAAGCCGUUCCAGCUCAUCCCCCGCCCCAUCCUCCUCAUCCUUGUCGUUCCUGAGCAUGCCUGCAAGGACAGGGCCCCUAGGCUUUCUCGUACCCAUGCCUGCACGUGACCAGGUCGCGCAAUGGCUCCCACCGAGUCGACGACCCUCGGGAUACGACGUUCCUGGCGACGUCAUCCCGUACCAUGCGCCGUCUGACGAUUCCCAGCAGAGAGCCCCGAGAGGAAAGAUCCUCCCAUUCCGCGCGACGAACCCAAAUCGUGACUCGACACCGGUCCCGUCUUAUCAUGAGCACUUUGCAUCGACGAGUUCGGUGACCCAGCAGUCUACUUCUGGUGCACGCCCACGGGCACUGCCACCGUAUCCGAAUGCACCUGCUGUUCAGACCGGAUGGGCUGCGCUAUCUGAUUCCAAAACUGCUGAAGCGCUCUCAGAUCCUCCCAACUACUCCGAGCGAGCGAGGCAGUCGUCGACGGACACCGCAUACCCUUAUCCAUACCCAGCCUCAUCGUCGUCGCUUUCCCUCCAGACUAGUGAACCCUCCUGGUCCAACGCUAGAUUCGCUCACCCUGCCGAAAUGCCUCAACCGCCGUACUAUUCUCCUCCUCCACAUUCUUCGACUCUGCUCCUCCCAUCUCGUUUCCACCAGGUGCCUGGGGCACUGCCACUGGACCCAAACCAUACACCGCCGCCCAGAAUGGUGGCGGCGGACUAUUCGCUUGAUCCAGCCAACCAGUAUCCGACCCCGCAGUCCAGUUCGUUCUCCUCCCCGUCUACCUCAUUUGCAGUCCUCCCCCAGUCUUCCUUUCCUCAACAUGUCUCCCAGUCAUCCGGCGCAAUCACAUAUGAAGCCCGAGGGGAUCCGGCGAUGCAUUCGCGGCAGUCGAUUUCCUCCUCCGGUUCCUCUUCAGGAAACUCGGAUCCCCCAGCGGCAGUUGCGUCCAGCAGCAGCAGCCGAGUUGCCACUUCAGCGCCAGCCUUCGUCUUCCCAUCUUCAAGGUCCCGCAUGAGGCCCAGCACUACAUCGAGUCCCGGCAUUUCGGGCUUCCGAUUUCGUGGGCGCAGGAAAAGUGCCAAGGUCGCUCCUGUAGAGAUCGCGGCGGUGCCCGAAACACCGCUGCCGCCGCAACCAGUGUCUCCGACGGCAGCGGCAAGCGUCCGAAGCGCCCCCACGCCCCAGGCGUCGGGACGCAUGGUCUCGCCGACCGCUGCGUCAAGCCAGAGCGCGGAGCCGUUCUACUUCCCCGGCGCGCGGACACGCGCGCACCCCAAGUCUUCGACGCCGAUACGGUUCCGGAGGAGGAAGGACGGGAAUGGCGAGCGGCCUGGGCUGCUGGGAAUAGAGCUGAGCCGCAAGAAGAGCUCGGUGGUGCCUAGUCUGCCGUCACCCGAAUCACUGGACCGCGAAGUUACUACGCCGAUCCCCAGCGUUCGUCGGCCGUCCCUGGGGGAGACGCACGGCAGUCCUGAGUCGAUGAUGCCGAUUAUGACCAGGAUCGGCUCGUAUCCGCUAGAUUCCUACGACGCCGCCCUGAUUGAGGCGGACCGCCAAACAUUCGAACUUUUGCGAAAGAUCAACAGCACCAAUACUCCUUCCUUCCACAACUACGGCGACCAGCCGCCAAUGCAGGUGCUCGAUCUUGGAUGCGGCGCGGGCCAUUGGAUGCUCGAUGCGGCCGCCGCCUGGCGAUCAGCGGGGACGCAAAUUGUCGGCUUUGACAUGACCGAUACGACCAAAGCUUUGUGGCCUCUUGCACAACGGCAGGGACUGACGAGCAACAUGAGAUUCGUGAAGGGGAACUUCAUCAAGCAAGCCCUCCCUUUCCCCGACGGGACGUUCCAGCUCGUCCGGAUGGCUAAUCUGGCGCUGUGUAUCCCGCACGAGCGAUGGGACUUCGUGCUGAACCAAGUCUGGCGGGUGCUGAGUGUUGGGGGACGACUCGAGUUCAUCGACGACCAGAUGUUCUUUCCAUACGGAAAACCUGCAGUGCUCGAUGCGCCACAGCUCGACACGAGCAUCCCGUCCACCGCGUUCUCGCGUCUCAGCCUGGCCGACGUCGUGGCUGGCGGCGAUGGCGACAGCGAGAUCUACAACGUCGAGGAGGAGCAGGAGGAGGAGACGAGCACCCCCACCGAGUCACACGUGGACCCCGAGGUCUGGCACGAGCAAGCGGCCAGCGCGCGCGAGCUCGAAAGCCUGUUCGAGAGCAUGAUGAACCUCAAAUACGGGAUCCACCUGCGGCCGAACGAGUUCGUCUUUGAGAUGCUGGUGCGCGCGUUCGGUGGCGUGAAAGAGAUCACGGCGAUGCACUUGACGCUGGCGCCGCCGGAACAGCAGCUGCCGACAGAUGACGACCCACUGGCGACUUCGCCCGGGUUGAUCCUCUGGCCAUCGACGUUCAUCCCGAUGCCCCAGCCUGAGCUGGAGAGCCAUGUGUCGAAGCACCAGCGCGUACUGCUCUCGUGCAAGACCGCCCUGACAGAAUAUGCGGCUGAGAUCGCGGAGAUAGGCGAAGGCCAAACGCAAAGCGAUGCCGCGCAAGAGGCGCUGUGGGAUUAUCAAAAUUUCCUUCGCGAGCGAUUCAAUCCGCCGCCAGAGGGCCCGUCCUCCGACACGUCGUCCUCCGACGCCAACAGCAUCCAUGACUCCGUCUUCUCGCUGAGCUCCGUGGCCAGCGAGGCGCUCGACGCGAUGCGCGAGUACCAAAGCGACCUCUACUCGCGCUACUCGCAGGCGCGCUCGCCGACGCCCACGCAGCGCAUGAGCGUGCUGAGCAGCGCCAGUACCGUCAUGGAGCGCCCCAUCAUGGGAACGGGAGGCAGACGCGCGUCGCGGGUGCAGGGCCGCGACCGCCUGGGCUCUGUCGUGUCGAGCAUCGCCCCGCCGUAUUCGCGCACGGAGCUCACGCACGUGCGCACAUUCUAUGUGUAUGAAGCCACGAAGCGGUCAGGCGGCCGCUUUGGGAGGAUGUAGCAGAUUUUUGUUGUAAUAUGGUUGUUGUAAUUGUAGCUGAAGCUUCGAGUAAUGCAGUGACGCUUGUCGGAAGAGCAAGAAAGUGAAUCGCCGUGGACAACAAAUAAAUGAUGCCAUCAACAGUUUGUUUCGCACAAGUAGGAGACACGACCAAGGAGUAUCGAACGCUUUUCGAGCAAACUCGCCCACCAGAAAUCAUCACAGACAGUCAACCGAGAAAUACUCAAACUGUGCAACCGUCCCCUCCUUGUUCUUCGGCCCGCAAACCAUCACGCCGACGCGCCACUUGUCUCCCACACUCGCCUUGCUUCUGCCCUGGGCAUCGAGAUUGAAUCCGCGGAUCUCUCUGAAUUUGGUCAGGUGCGACGCAGCGGGCGGGCUUGGCGAGGCGCCCGUCGGCGAGAGAUACUGGCUGAGCGUGACCAGGGGCCCCUCCCGCACCAUCUUGAUGUACACCGCGUACGGCGAGUCCCCGGAUGUCGACGUAGAGUGUGCGGCGGGCGCGAUGGCCCAGUCGGAGAACGGCGACGUCACGACGGCACUUGUGAAGCAUCAGCCGCGGAUUCUCCAGCGUGAAUGAGAGCAGUGGGGCAUGCGCACCCAAUGAACUCGUGCCCGUCCUCGACCUCGACCCCCGCCUUGAUCCAGUCGCCCUGGACGUCGUCGGAGCUGCCCGCGAGGAGCAUCAGGCAGCCCUGGUCGAACUGGCCGUCCCACGCGCCGCGGAUCCAGACGCCAGCGGCGAAGUCUUUCUGCGCGUCGACGGGCGUCGCGAAGAACGCACCCGUGCGGCUGUCGAUCUCGGGCGCGGCCGAGGUUGGGGGGACGCGCCACCAGUCUGUUUCGGGCUGCGCGCGCAGCUGCAGCUUGGUGCCUGAGCCGGAGACGCGGUGGGCGGAUGCGGCGGGGCGGAUUUCGAAAGACGGGUCGGAGAAUGAGGAGACCAUGUUUCGUGUGUGAGAGUGUCGUGUCGUAUCUGGC
Molecule: messenger RNA, 8776 nt
Organism: Mycena citricolor
Lineage: Eukaryota; Fungi; Basidiomycota; Agaricomycetes; Agaricales; Mycenaceae
Source: the annotation of a GenBank genome assembly